AUGAACCUUCUUUUGCUUCCCAUGAAGCUUCUGGCCUCAAGCGAGAUUAAAGCCAUCUGCAUUGCGAUUGCCGUAGCGAUGGUGACGCCUUUCAUCCCUCGAAAAGCGCUGAUACCGUUCCUGUCUUUAUGGGGAAUCAUAAGCCGGCUUGUAGCGCGUGGGGCUCGCAAUCGUUGCCGCCCUAUCAACAGCGCUGACUCUGAGAACGUCAAGCAGUCCGCGCGAUUUGUGAUGUAUGAGGAUAUGCCGACCGAAAAGCGUCCUUUGGCGUUGGUAACCGGCACGAACAGCGGCAUCGGCUAUCACACCGCGGUCGGUCUGGCUGCGGAGGGCUACACGGUGGUAGUGACGUGCCGCUCGCAUGCCCUAACGCGCGAAACGGCUGAUCGUGUUCGCGUGGAGGCACAGCACCAGCGGGCGAUUUUCCCGAAUCGAUACCGCAACGCUCCCAAGCAUGUUAUCGUUGUCGGGUUAAUGCCUAUUGAGUGCGACGACUUUGACAGUAUCCGCAGUUUCGUGAGCUGGUUCACGGCGAGCUUCGAGAGCCACAAUUUCCAGGUCUUGGUGAAUAACGCCGGGGGUAUGCGCCGGGGCCUAAGGUAUUCGAAAUUCAACCCGGAGUUCGAGUUUCACACGGCAGUAAACUUUCUGGGCCCAAUGCUCUUGACGGAGCUCCUUUUGCCGCUACUGGAGAAGAACGGGGGGCGAGUUGUAUACGUUUCGAGUUUGGCACAUAGGAGCAAUGAGAAAUGCCUUACAGGCUACGGUACCCCCUCGGAACCGAAAAGCACUGCUGCUAACGACACACUCAACGGCAAACUGCUCCGCGCACUGAAAGAGUUGAACCAGGGUGAGGAGAGGUCUGCUGGUCCUCUGUCCAAGGAUUCACUUUCGGGUGCGUUUGUUCGCUACGGCACGAGCAAACUUCUCAACAUUUACCAUGCGCAUGUGAUCGCCCGUCGGUACCGUGACGUGCCGAAUCCGGAACAUCGCGUGUUUGCGUGUUCGCUUCAUCCUGGAGUCAUAAAAAGUGGUUUUGCCCAAGGUAUAGGUUUGCCAAGUAGAUUAAUUAUUAUUUUAAAUUUUAUAAGCUUUUUCUUCUUCAAGACCAGCUGGGAGGGAGCGCAAACAACGUUGCACUGUGCGAUGUGCCCUCUUAAUGAGUUGGAGCUUGUUAUGCCGCCCACGACUGAGGGUGCUGAUCCUGUAACAAGUAAAGGGAACAAUACCCACAAGUUGGAGGAUGGAUAUGUGAGCCCAUAUUUUGUUGAGUGUGCGAAUCAAACGAAAUUGAUGCUUAGGAAGCAUGGCUGGGAUGUUAAGGAGGCGGAAAUGAUCAUUAAGUGGGCCAAAGAACUUCUAGAUCUUCAUUAA
Messenger RNA from Phytomonas sp. EM1, 1374 nucleotides. Lineage: Eukaryota; Euglenozoa; Kinetoplastea; Trypanosomatida; Trypanosomatidae. The record is from the annotation of a GenBank genome assembly.